AUGCGUGCCGACGAUCGCGUGAUGUCACUGCUUGCCUUCGCCCAUCUCUACUGCCACCCCCAAGCAUACGUCCCCCAAGCAUCGCCGCCUCGUCCUUCCCACCCACGCCCAGUCCACUCCCCUCAUCUCUCGACCGACUCGACCGACCCAGACAGCCAGUCAGCCAGCCAGCCAGCCACUCAAGCCCGCCCGCAUAACACGCGUCCUCCUCCCGCCUGCUGCCUACCGCCGCGUCAUCCGCGCUCCCCCGUCCUGCGCCAGAUGACGCGUCUGCCCUGCCCGUCGCAUAAGAAGCCGGUACGCGUCCGAUCGACGUCGACGCGCGCCCCUCGCGUUGACGUUCUUGCCCGAGCCCGCCCGCGAUCGCUGACUGCGGCGCAUACACAAGUCUAUCGCCCUACGCCUUCCCGCAGCCGCGCAUCAACACCGCCGCCUCUCACCUCUACCCCACCCGCGUCCCCUCCUCCACCUCCCACGACGCCCUGCCGCCUUCGACAUCGCCAUAGCCACGUCAUCAAGCCCCCGAAGGACGUCCCUAACCCCCUCCUCCUCCUCCUUCCCUACCCUCCCCCUUCCCUUCCCCCGCCUGAUCCCAUCCUAUCCUCUCUCUUCUCGCACCUCCUCACUACCUACCCAUACCUUUCCCGCCACCCUACCCCGUUCCUUUCGCGCGACCCCUACCCCUCUCGUCCCUCCCCUCCCUCUCCGUUACCGCCCUACCCCCACCUUCCUUUCGCGCCACUAUACCCCUCCCCCUCCCGCUUUUCGUACCAUCCUCCCUCCCUCUUCCCUCCCUUCUCGCGCUUCCCCCCUUCCCCUUCGCGCUUCGCCCCUCCCUGCCUAUCUUCGCUCCCCCUCCUCUCGUUGUUCACGCGACCCCCUUCCCUCCCUUCCCCCCUUCGUUCCGAGCCCCUUACCCUCACCCUCACCCUCACCCUACCCCUUACCCCUACCCCACAUCUCCCCACACCCUUCGUGCUAACCCCUUACCCUUCUCGCCCUUCUCGCCCUUCUCGCCCCUCCCCCUUCUCGCCCCUCCCCUCUUCUUACCCCCACCCCCCCUCCGCUCCCCUCCCCCCUUCUCGCCCCCCUCCCUUCGUGCUAACUCCCUCCCCCCCCUCCCACCUACCCUCUCCCCUCCCCUUCUAGCACGACGACGCGCGCGGCCGAGCUUACUAAGCGCGGCGGGGGUCAGUCGUCGGUCGAAGGGAGUCAGUCGUCUAGUCGAAGGGGGUCAGACGUCUAGUCGAAGGGGGUCAGACGUCGGUCGAAGGAGGUCAGUCGUCUAGUCGAAGGGGGUCAGUAAUCCCGUCAAAGCGGUUGGGAUAGGGAGGGGGGCUUACCUUCGGUGCGGUCCCAGUCGGAGUCGGCGGCGGUGGGGAGAGUAGGGGUCGGUGGCGAAGG
Molecule: messenger RNA, 1404 nt
Organism: Schizophyllum commune H4-8
Lineage: Eukaryota; Fungi; Basidiomycota; Agaricomycetes; Agaricales; Schizophyllaceae
Exons: 2
Coding region: 1-1149 (382 amino acids)
Source: RefSeq, a predicted model, not a curated record